UCCCCUCUUCUUCGCUCUAUGUGUCUGCAGUUUUGUAAUGCGGAGCUUAUGACUCGAAAUUGGGGCUUGAUUGAGAAAUUGGAUAUUAAAAUCGUCAUUUUUAAAGAUUUCCACUGUCUGUGGUGGAGCAAGUCAGCAAGGCACGGGCUUAAAAUAUUCCGCCCUUUCAACCUGCAGCAACUGUCACGAGAAAGGAACCUUUCCAGGACUGGAGGCCAGUGCAGGACCGGGCACGCCCAGUGAUAGUCUCAUACACACGCACGAGGGCAAUUCAAGGUUAAAAUGAAGAAUGAAUUGAGAGUCAAAAAUGGACACUGAUCUUCCAUCCACUGACAAUCAGCCUUCAUCCAGCAAGCCUCCGACGCAGCUGGGUCGAUCUCAGUUGAAUGCUUUUAGUGGUUUUGCAUCUGUAGCAAGGGCUGCCAUGCAGGAGGAAAAAAUGAAAGGAAACUCCUCUGCCUCAAAUGACAUGCAGUUUGAACCUUCAGACAACACAAAUGUUCCAGAUGCUGGAGAAGUUCCUGAAGCUAAAGAGCAAGAAAUUAACUUUGCAGAACAGGAACUAAAGGCCAAAGCUGGAAAUAUGGAUGCCCAGCUCACAAUGGGAAAGUAUUAUUUAAAGAUAGCGGAAGAACAAGAUGAAGAGCUGAACAACUGUAAUGCUGUGAGUUGGCUGCUGUUGGCAGCAAAGCAAGGACGAAGAGAGGCUGUAAAAUUGCUUAGAAAGUGUUUGACCGAGAGGAAAGGGAUUACUUCAGAGAACGAAGAGGAGGUGAAGAAACUAUGUUCAGAGUCAGAAUUUGAACGUACUGUGAGGAAAGCAGCACUAGUUAUGUAUUGGCGAUUAAACCCCAAGAGAAAGAAAAAAGUUGCUGUAUCUGAGCUGCUUGAAAAUGUAGGACAAGUCAGUGCGGAUGAUAACAGAAAUGAAUCCAAACCUGGUCCUGUCCCAGCAAAAGUUCAGAAGGAGAGGAGAAUGCUGGAGCGUCUUGUUAGUAGUGAAUCAAGUAAAUUUGUAGCUCUUGAUGACUUUGUUGAGAUAACCAAAAAAUAUGCAAAAGGCAUUAUUCCAACUAGCCUUCUGAUGAAUGAUGAUGAUGACGAUGACGAUGAUGAUGAUAAUCUACAGGGGAAGAGUCCAGAAGAUCUGCCGCUAAAUCAAAAGAUUCUGAAGUAUCCUCUUCAUGCCAUAAUUGAAGUCAAGGAGCACCUUAUAGAUAUAGCUUCUAAAGCUGGAAUGCAUUGGCUGAGUACCAUCAUACCUACUCACCACAUUAAUGCGCUCAUUUUCUUUUUCAUCAUCAGCAAUUUAACUAUUGAUUUCUUUGCUUUUGUUAUUCCACUGGUCAUCUUCUACUUGUCUUUCAUUUCUAUGGUGAUUUGCACGUUGAAGGUUUUCCAGAAUAGCAAGGCCUGGGCAAACUUUAGAACAUUGACUGACUUGUUGACGCGCUUUGAACCUACUCUUGAUGUUGAACAAGCAGAGACCAACUUUGGCUGGAACCAUUUGGAACCGUACAUCCAUUUUAUUCUUUCAGUUUUUUUUGUGAUAUUCUCUUUUCCGAUUGCUAAUAGAGAAUGGAUACCAUGCUCUGAACUUGCAACAAUAGCCAUUUUUUUCACUAUUGCAAGUUAUAUGAGCAUGAGCACCUCUGCUGAACCUUACACCAGAAGAGCCCUUCUCAUCGAAAUUGCCUCUGCAUUAUGUGGAAUGAUGAAGGAUUUGCCAGAAAGCUUGUCAUUACUUCGUUUCUUUGGUAAAACGUUUCUGACUAUUCCAGUUGGCCAUUUUAUUGUACUUAACCUAAGCAUCCCUUGUAUCCUUUAUAUGUACCUCUUUUAUCUUUUCUAUCGAAUGGCUCAGUUAAGAAACUUCAAAGGUACGUAUUGUUUUUUGGUCCCAUAUAUGGUGUGCUUCAUGUGGUGUGAGUUUACUGUUGUGUUGUUGCAGAACUCCACCAGCAUAGGACUCAUUCGGACCUCAGUGGGGUAUUUUCUUUUUUUGUUUGCCCUGCCAAUUUUAAUGCUCGGAAUUGCAGUUAUGAUGGUUAUUCAAUUUAUCAAAUGGUUUAUCUCUCUAGAACUUAUUAAGAUAGUAGUAACGUUGGUUUUAUGUGCAAUCCCUGUUGUCUUUCGAUGGUGGACAAAAACCAGCUUUUCUGUGGUGGAAAUGGUCAAGUCUCUAACCAGGAGCUCAAUUGUUAAACUUAUUCUUGUUUGGAUUUCUGCGAUUAUGCUUUUCUGUUGGAUCUACGUGUACAGAUCAGAAGGAAUGAAAGUAUAUAACUCCACUUUGACAUGGCAGCAAUACGGGUUCCUGUGUGGUCCUCGCGCAUGGAAAGAUUCUAAUAUGGCUCGUACUCAGAUUCUCUGCAGUCACCUGGAGGGCCACAGAGUUACAUGGACAGGCAGGUUUAAGUAUGUCCGUGUAACCGAGAUUGAAAAUAGUGCAGAGUCGGCCAUCAACUUGCUACCACUGUUCAUUGGAGACUGGAUGAGAUGUUUGUAUGGUGAAGCUUACCCAUUAUGUGAUCCUCAAAAUGUGACUAUCGAAGAGGACGAACUCUGCAAGCUGAAAUUCCUUACAAAACACGAAUGCCAUCUCAAACGCUUUGACCGUUACAAAUUUGAAAUAAAUGUUGGGAUGCCCUUCAGUAACAAAAAUGGCAAUAAGUCUUUAGAAGAAGAUGAUGCCACCAAAGAUAUUGUGCUAAAGGCAAGCAAUGAAUUCAAGAAGGUUCUUCUUACAUUGGGGCAAGGAAGCGUUGUAGAGUUUAGUACCAUCUUAGAAGGGCGAUUAGGAAGUAAGUGGCCAGUGUUUGAGCUAAAAGCCAUCCGGUGCUUGAAUUGUAUGUCCAAGUUGAUACCCAUUGGCAGGCAAUUCAAAAUAGAGUAUGACUGGAGGAAUACAGUUCAGCAUGCAUUCAGAUUUGCUUUUGACUUCUUUUUUGAUCCUUUCUUAUCUGCUGCUGUAAAUACAAAGUGAUGCUUACUCGAGACUCUGGUAUGUAAUAUGAUUUCUGUUUUUUAAAACACUGCUAAAGUUAUAAACAAAGAACAGCAAUUAUUGUGCGAGUGUGUCUCUUAGUACGCUCUCGGCACUACAAUAAAAAAAAAAAAAUACAGAACUUGUGAAGCACUUUAAUCUAUUGUAAGCAAAACAAACUGCAUGUAUUGGUAAAGUAACCUAUGUUGAAAUCUUGUUCUGCAAUUGGUGUUAGAGGUGAAGUAACACUAACACAUUACAAGGUGAGAAAGUGGUUUCAGUGCAGCACAUUAACUGUAACAAUGCUCUUUAAACUUGAAUGUUUUUUUUUCUCUUAUUGUGUUUCUAAUAAAGAAAAGAAGAAACAAAGUGAUCACAUUUGAUAUGCUGCAUUGCACAGUAUUAUCCAUUAAACAACUGAAUGGCUAUCAAAGCUUGGGCUGUAGUGGAGAGGAUUAAAGAGAAAAAAAAGAUUAAUUUUCUAAUCAUUUGUACAAAUUUCUUUACCACUGUUACACAAGUAGGCUGUACCUACUAAUCCAGUAUGGAUACUGUUCAUUUGAUUAAAAUAAAUACAAAAUGAAUGUUUUGCAAAUGCUGCACUUUGUUCCUCUGGUGUUACCAGAAGCACUUAGUGAUCAGUGUUUCACAAGAGAGAGAUGGAAUAUCUUAUUGCCAGUCAAAUAUUACAGCAUGAUAUUUAACUAUCUUGAUUAUGCCCGAACGUCUGAUUAACUUAAAUAAAUUAUUAGAAAGUGUAUCAAAUAUUAAAUAAUAAUAAUAAUAAUUGAACUGAAAAGAGCAGAGAAGUUAGACAAAGUUAGUCGUUUGUUUUGUUAGAUAUCAUAGGGGCAGGAGGGCUUCUGAUUGACGGAAAGCAGAAAAUAGCAUUUGUGACUGAGGUGAGUUGACAAGCCUGCUAACUUAUGUGAGAGACCGAGAUUUAGUAAAAUGAGCAGUGUCAUUUUCUUUUCACAGGGAGAAAUUUAGGGCAAAAUAUUGCAAAAAGUAAAAUAAGCAGAUUAAAUCCUGUUGCUUUGGUCAUGGUUUAAAUUAGUCUGUUUCCCUUUUCUAACAUGUAGAACAUUUUGUCCAUAUUCCAUAUGUGAAGACCCAUAAUAUCAAUACCUUGCUUGCCUACGUGGAGUUAAAAUGGUUAGCUCUUCAAAUACUCCAUCAAUUGAUUUUUGUAAGCUUUUAUACAUAUGUGAAGGGCGAGUCUGCUAACCGCUUAUGUCGCAGUGCUGCUGAGGAAGAAGCUGACCACUGCACUGACUAUGCACAUUCUGCCCAGGGAGUUUUUAACUGCUUCCUCUUUCUUGCAUCCAUUAUUCCACCAGACUUGAGUGGUCCAGUGCCUUGUUAUGUGGAUACAUCUUUGAGAACUUAAAAAAAACUGUUUUGUGCACUUUCAGUACUGACGUAUUCUUACAGAUGCUACAGUUUGUUUUUUACAGAAGGCUGUAAAAACCUGUAUGCUCCAUUGGUGUUGCUUGAUUCUGUCCCAAUUGAAUUGUAAUGGGAUUGAGGUGAAGGAGCGUGGUACUGCUGGCACUGAGCAGGUUUAAUUUAUGCUUGCCCCUUCUAUGAGGGAGCAAGUGAAGAAGUGGUGCCACAAUGUGCAAACAAAAUAGGAGAGUAGUAGAUACUAGUAACACUACACUCAUUACUCACUUGCAAGGGAUCUAUGCCUGCCUAGCAGGAUUAGGACGACUGACUAUUUUCAGUUCAGUGUGAUAUUCUGAAGCAGACUUGGGAGUAUCACAGUUUAAAUCUUCACACCAUUAAUUUAGUGUUACAUACACCAAGGAGCUCCUAGUAGCUACUCUUCUUAAGAUAUAAUCUGUUUUGGUGCUACAUUGCCCCAAGAAAUGGCAUGAUUUUUUUGUUGAUAUAAUGAUGAAUAUGGAACCUCUGAGCCGGGAGGAAGAGGCUGUUGUUGUCUGGUGGCAUAUUGGUGUGGCAAGAUAUCUGAGGUGUGUCCGGGUGAAAAGCAGUAUUUUUGCAUGGGGAAAAAAUGUGGAUUCAAUUAUUCAAUUAUCUUUUGAUAGCUUUUAUGGUACAUCAAUAUGGGGAGGUUACAUAUUAAUUACUUAAUUAUUAGUGUUUUUUUUUUUCUUAAUUUAUUAUUCAUUCUUCUGUUAUGGAAUUUAGUUUUCUUAUUUUCCCCCUCACUUAUUUUGGAUGAAGGUCUCCAGUUUUUCUCUCUCUGGUAACUCCACUUUGAGUGUUUGGGGCCAUGCUUUCCAUCACUCUAGUCACAUCGGUUUCUUUCAGUUUGAUAUAGAUUAUACAUCUUGUUUGAGAACGCUAGGUUUAUUUUAAAAACACUUUCCUUAGCAGCAGAAACAAACAUAAAAUUCUGUGAGAAUUUUGGUUGAUCUCUGGCUUGCUUUUCUUUUCCAACAUGGUCAUUUCUAGAGUAACAAUUGUGAAAGGAGGUAUUUAUUUCUGAAAGCCUGAGCAUUCUUGUCUGCUUAAAGUGUGCCUUAGUACAUCCUUUUAUUGCAAUUUUUAAUGUAAAAAUUCACACUACACUCCUGCUGGCUGGUUUCACAAGCCUUUACUUUAUGUGUGGUGAAUAAUUGGUAAUCGGCAUUUUAAAUUCGUUUGUUUUAUAUAUUUGCUAACGUAAAGGUUCAAGGCUGCGUUUUUAGCUUUUUUUUUCCAACUGUCUGUUUUCUUGCAUGAUUGGCAGUUACUGAGAAUCAGCAUUAAGCUGUGAAAUAUCAGAACUACAUCACAACCCAAAUACUUGCAUCUGUGUUCAGCUGCGUGCAGAUGUUUGGUACUGUAAGUCAAGUCUUUCUUUCUGACUUUCAAAAGGCUUGUUUGUAUAUAUGAUCAACAUUCCCUUAGUAAACUUAAUGUCAUGGAUAUAUUUUUAUACCAAAUGUUGUCAUUCUAAAUCUAUUGUUUAAAACUAUUGUUUGUUAAAAUAUUUAAAUCUAGGGAAAAGAAAAUAAAAACUAUUUUUAGCUGCUUGGCACCAUAUAUAGGUGUGGUGAUGGAGACUCUUGAGUUGUAUUUGUUUGUGGUAAGUCAUUAAGGGCAUAAUACCUAAAGUUCAUUAUAUUCUAGAUGUAACCCCAGAUUAUUGAAAAUGUGCCUUUUUCUUGUAGAAUAAGUGAUUUAACCUGUUGAAAUGUAUUAAAUAUUCAGUGAGAUGGGAGUGCAAUAUAUUUUUCAGUUCAUUGUACUCUGGGGUUUGUCAGAGCAGUAGUUUGAGACUCGGCUCAAGGCAGCCUACACUUUAACAGAGACCAGUUUGUUUACAUCUGAUCUUUCAACAAAGACCAUUUUACUGCCGAAUUAAGUUCCAUUUUUAAUUGGAUCAGUUUCCUUAUUUCUGCCUGGAAUCGCAAUCAGGCAACAAUGAAAAUCAGAAAUGACUUCUUCACUAGUUCAUGUUUACAUACAAAACAAUGCAUUCUUCAUGUAAGUGGGCUGUUAUGGCUUUUUAAAUUACCUUUGGAAUCCAAACAUUCAGACUAGCUCUGGGAAAUGCUUUAUUACUUGAAUAUAAAUUGUUUUAGUUAGCUGGUUUUCUUCUUUACAAAAGUGAGCCUUGAGUGUUGUGAUAGAAUGACAGAAAUAAAAUAUAAGACUUUCAUUUUUUAAUAUAUGAAUUGUUAUUUAAAUAUAAAGCACACCUAUUGGAUAGCAUAACUUUGAGGACAGUAAAGCAGCAAAUCCAGUGAAAGGGAAUGAACCUCCGAUUUAAAAGGCUGGUUUGAGGAAAUCCGUGUAGGCAUUGCUGCAUUCCAGAAGCAGAGGUUCAAAUGUGUGUAACACGAGAAAAUGAACUGAGAGCAGUCAGUGACGUGCUGCUGGCCAGGAACUGCAGACUGCUUUAAAGUGAGGAGGGUGAUUGUUCAGGGAGGGAUGGAUGGAUUUAUUACAUGGUUGGUAAUUCUCUCUACUGUGGCACUCCUCUGAAGUGAGUUUUGCUUUAGUAGUCCAAAACUUUGUUUUAUACUUGUGUACUGAUUUAGAGAUAAGAAUUUGAUUACUCAUAUUCAGUCUAAAGUAUAUGUGGCACUCCAAACCCCAAUGAUUCAGUUUAAAACAAGUCACAAACUCUGCAGUCUCACUGGAGGACAUGUAAUCGAAUACAAUUUACUACACAACUGGUGCUGUUUGGAAGACUUCACGGUUUUGAGAGAGAGAUUGUUGAGUUAUAUUUGAAUAAAACAGUGGUUCUGGUUUUAAACAUUUUGGCAUACAAAACAUAGAUGUUCUCUAUGUAAUUUUACAUGGAUCUACAGGCAAACAAAAAUCCAAAACAUUAGACCUUUGCAAAUAUUUUACUUUGUUUAGAUCUCAUUUCUGCUUCUUUCAUAAUCUCGCCUUUGAGUCCAUUAAUAGGCAGAUAUUACAGGGACUUUCGAUUUGUACUCGUUUUACUUUUUAUUUUUAGUUAUUGGUUAAACUCUGUUAUUGUUUUCCUCUGUUAAAGAGGAAUUUUGACAUGUUUGAUGCUUUAUGCCAAUAAGCAAAUGCAAGGUUAAACUGAAAAGUAGGAGAAUAACUGGAAUAAGUACUUAAGAUGUACUUUUCUCAACCAUGCUUUACAUACUUAAAUAUAGUGAUGGUAAUAACGAUACAUUCAUUGCAUUGAAGAGCAGCAUUAUAGAUGAACAUAUCUGAAGUUUACAUUUUAUUUUAUUUAAUUUUUUUUAGUAGUGUACCAAUCUUAAGUGUGCAGCCAGUAUACUGGCUUGGGUCAAUGAGUAUUUUUACUCUUUUGUUAUUAUAUUGAUUAUUUGCUCUUGUCGGAGAGAAUUACUUAUUUCAGCUUGUUUACAAUUUGUUGUUUGUGUUCCGAUUUCUCCUUAAUAGGUGACAUGUUAUCAUAAUGGAGCACCAGAAAAGUUACCUCAUGGCAGAACUGGACUGGUGUUCCAUCCAAAGUUGAAGACUGACUUAACUCUUAAUGUUACCAAGAUGGCAGGGGCUUCUUAUGACAUUAAAGUAGACUAAGCAAGUCUGAGAAUAUUAAGAUAUAUUAAAAAGGGGUAAUAUAGGGCACGUUCACUGGAACCUGCUUGUUUAUGCUUCCUGCUUUUAGAGAUUUGAGUGUCUAAUCUGGAGUUGAAUAUUUGAAAGAAGUAACCAUGACAUGUACUAGUAAUGUGCCUCUCCGUGUCAAAGGGUCAAAAUCUGAUCAGACCUCACUUGGAGUACCUGUGCUGUUGGUUUUUGUCUUUAAUUUGAUGUACAUUAUUGUCCUCAUACUGUAUGAUAUACUGUAUGCAUUGAGCUUUACAAAGGAGCACUAGAUAGUCUGAAAAAUCCUGGGAGAUAUUUAAAAAGCCAUACAUCAAGCACUGCAUCAGCUGAGCUGUACAAAAUACUAAAUUUAAACAUGAAAAGCUUCAGUAGUCCCGUGUCCAGUAAAUCUUUAAAGUUUUGAUCAUCUUUAGAGUUAAGACUGUCCAUCUACAUUUGUGUUACGUCGAGUGAAUGUCCAUCUAUAUGUUUUGUUUAUAUUAAUGUAUGAAUUGUUUAUUUUAUUCUUCAUUUAAGAGAACAGAACGUGAUGGGUAUGUACAAAACCGUUUCAUAACUUGUGAAAAUGCAUAUUUAUUGCUGAUAAGCUUUGCAUGUUAAUUGGCCUGUGGACCAGUAUUUUCAACUCUGCUGUAAUAUUCAAGUUAGGCUAUACAGUAUGCUUUGUCACACAUCUGGUGAUUAGUAUGGACAAUGUUUUGUUACAUGUAAACUUUUUUUUUUGAGGUAAUCCAUAUUAUUCAUAAAUUAAAAGCUUGUCAGUACUUUUUAACAUAUGACAUAUGAAGGAGGCCUGUAGACAGACUGUAAUGCAGUUAAUCCAAAUGUCAUUAGCAGAGGCGCCUGACAAUCGGUUGCUUUACAUGCCCAUGUACAGUUGAUCUGGCAGCAUUUUCAAGAGAGUUUAUUGGUAUACCCGAUAGUUAAAUUCUUUAGUAUGCCAAAGAUUUACAUUCUUGCACAUACUGAUUUUUUUUUUUUAACAAGUUUUAAAAAUAUAAAAGGCUUUGGUUAUUUUAUUGAGAAAGUUGGCUUAUAAAGCAUGUUGUGCUGCAAUUGUGUACACAGACCCUGAAUUAAAGUAUGCAGAGAGGGUCCAUGUCCUUGCGUUUGUGUGCAUUUCCUGCAGGUGCUAUCAUUUCCUUACGCAGUUUUAAGAUAUCCCGUAGGCAUGACUGGGGCCUGUGUGUUGACCUGGCUUCUGCCUUAUAUCCAUUACUGUCAUCGCCACAAAAUACUAACCUAAAUUUGAAGGUUAAGACAGUAUUUAAUAUUAUUUCAUAAAAGCAAUAGAACAUUGGCCUCAAAAAAAUGGCUAGAUUGGAAUAUGGUAAGUUUGUAAAAUUGUUUGUUCUCUGUACUCUUUGUAAAACAAAAACACCAUUUUAGUCAAACUAGUAACCCGUCAUCUCCCAAGUUAUUGUAAUAUUUGGGCAAUAUAGCAUUAAAAAGACAGUUACUGGUGCUGUUGAAAUGAUUGCUGUCAGGUCUUGAUAGGUGCCAUUUAUGCAGAGUUUGCUUGUAUUGCCUGACAGCAUUUGCAAUGAAUAGUUUGCCUUUGUACAGAAUGUCACAACUUCAACAGUGGCAGUUCAGGGUUUUUUUCUUUGUUCAGCUGAUAAUGAGCGUAAAAAAAAAAUUAGGUUCACAUGUUUUGAUGAACAUAUAUUUUGGUUUCACAUAACAUAUAUUUUUCAUAGGCUGUUUUUAUUAUAUGAUUGAAAAUAAUUUCCAGAACAAUUCUUUAUGCAGUCAUAUGCACUACUAACCAUUCGGUAACACAAAUAGUCAUCUUUCUCACUAAUGUUGUCAGUUGAUUUGAAAGUAAUUUUUUCUGCUUGUAGUGCAUCUGUUUGCCAAUUUUUAGUUUUCUAAGAAAUACAGGUAUGUUUUAUGUCAAAUGCUGCCUUAUAUAAUUAUUACUAACUUUUAUGGUUGAAGUGCCUAUUAUGUACAUUGUCUUUGGUUCAUUUACAACACGGCCUAGUAUCUCUGUACUACUGGCUUGCGUUUUUGUCCCUGACUUACAGUGUUGAUGGUCCUGUUCUUCAUUCUGUAUUAAAUCACAAUGUUUAAUAAAUAUUUAAGUGAAAAGC
Polypterus senegalus (gray bichir) is the source of this 10095-nucleotide messenger RNA. RefSeq names its product wolframin-like. Gene Ontology annotation, biological process: calcium ion homeostasis; endoplasmic reticulum unfolded protein response. Lineage: Eukaryota; Metazoa; Chordata; Cladistia; Polypteriformes; Polypteridae. Gene Ontology annotation, cellular component: endoplasmic reticulum membrane; endoplasmic reticulum. The transcript is spliced from 9 exons. The coding region runs from base 308 to 2986 and encodes 892 amino acids. The record is from RefSeq and is a predicted model, not a curated record. Gene Ontology annotation, molecular function: protein binding.